GGCGGCAACCCGGUCGGUCGCCCGAAGAAGGUUCAACCCUCUCCACAAGCGACGCCCGUUGUCGUACCAACGCAGGUCGACGUUGCGGACGUUGCCGUAGGAGGGGAUCCCUAUUCGCCGCCUCCGCCGGGUCAUCAGCACUAUCACCAUCAUCAUCACCACCAUCAUCACGAACAUCAUCAGAUGAGUCUCGUGCAUCCGGGUUUGGCGGCUCAGCAAACGACGCACAUGCAACAGCCAUCGUCCGGCAGCUAUCAGGAUUGGCCGCCGUGGGCACAGGAUCCUUGUGACUGAAUAGACCCCUCUGACCUGGUACUCUGCCAGGCCCGUGCCCGCCAAGCGUCUCUCUCUCGAAGAUCACGUCCUCCUCUCUCGUUGCAAGAAAAUUUCAUCAAAAAAGAUGACGUGAUUCGUGAUCGCAUCGGGAGAAUGUGCGUUGUGCGACGACUGAGAAUCAACCAUACGUAUGUAUGCACCGUUCGAUCGUCGUGAGUGCGUCAAAAACAAAAUUGUAUCGGUUGCCAUCUUGCUUUUUCGUUCGAUCUCUCGAAAAAAAAAAAAAAAAAAAAAAUAGAAACGCCAAACUUUCGAGCACGCCCGGAGGACGAGUCGCCGUCGAUUUUUUUCUCUUUGCUCAACACGUCUGCUUUCUUAUCUUCUUUAUUCUCUUUCAAUCGAUGUUUGGUACGUGUACGAGGCAAAAGGAUGCUUUUUCUUUUUCGAUCUAAGCUUUCAAAUUAUGUUCCUCCGAGAAAUCGAAACGCACAGAACAGACAGGAGAGAAUUCUCAAAGAAAGAUGCACGAUGAACGUCAAUAAAGAAACUUGGACGAUUCAAACGAGCGACCCAUUUCAGAUACCUCGACUCUUAGAAAAUUAUUUUUCUUUCAAAAUUAUCAGUCCUUUCGUCUCGCCGAGCAGCACGUUCCGUAAACUCGUUAAGCGUUCCUUGUUCCCGUGAUCGUUAAUGGUGUCUCUCGCUGCAAGGUGAAACGACGUACCAACGUUAAGACUCUUAAACGAUUGAAACCGUCAUUUUAAUCUUCCUCGAUGGUUUCUACGUUGUCUCGCUCUCGUCAUUUUUUCUCUCUCUCUCUUUCUCUCUCUCUCUCCCUCCCCUUCCUCUCUCUCUCUCUCUCUCUCUCUCUCUCUCUCUCUCUCUCUCUCUCUCUCUAUCUAUUUUUGUUUCUUUUAUUCAUAAUAAUCGAACGGAACUCAUUCGUGUCGCGUGUGAAAAGCAUUCAACGAAGAUUAUCAAUUGAAUUCAUUGAACGAGAAAUGCAUAAGUGGUACACUACAUUCAUAGUGGUUAUGUAGCCGCCGACAGUUUCUCAAGAAACCGAAGUACGUAUCUUCUACGCGUGGUUACAUUGGCGAUAAGUAGGAACGCUUUCUUUUACAGCCAAUUGCUGCCUUCGAAUAACGGCUGUGAAUGUAGAAAGAUGUAAAUGUAUGAUCCCCUUAUUCCCUCGUAUGAAUCCUUGUUCAGGUCUUACAUGUAUGAUGUGUGUCAGAGAAAGAGAGACAAAUAGAUAUAGCGAGAGAGAGAGAGAGAGAGAGAAAAAAAGAGAGCAAAAGAGAGAGAGAGAGAAAGAGAGAGAGAGAGAAGUGAAAAGAUGGGGUCACGCAUAAAGCAAUUGGAAAUUUACAUCAGCAUCGAUCUGACACUUGCGAACUUUCGUACAUUUCUUCGAUCGCUGAGAUACAAAAAAGAAACGAACAUCAUUUUUAUUUUCUAUUGAAGAGACAUCGACAAUUUUGUGAUCGCGCACAUUUUAGAAAGUCGAAUUGAUCGACGAGGCGCAAGAGCAAGACAUGCACUACAUCAACAAACUUUUUUCAAGCGACAGGGUUACGAUCAUCCGCAAUAAAUGUAACAUAAAUGUAUAAUCUUAUAACACGUUGCGAUAUAAUCUAUAAUGCCGCACGUAGCCAAUGUCGUUUCUCGAAUGUUGGACAGGCUUUUAUCCCUUCCACUUCUGUUUUACGUGAAGAACAAGCCAAGGGUAAAGCUAAAGCGACACUGACGACGAGCCAAUUCGAAGCUCGAUAUCGAAACUAAAGACACAAGUUUUUGAUGUAAACUGUACCAUAAUGAAAGGAUACAAAAAAAAAAAAACACCUCGAUCGUUAUACGUUUACUCGUUCCGUUAUUAGCGAACUUUUGUCUCAAGAGCUCUGCGUACUUAAAACAAAAAAUAUUAAGGGCUCGUAGGUAGGACUUUUGAAGAAAGCGACGCGGCAAUCUUAGGAAUGAAAGACAGGGAGAGAGGGAGAUAGAUAGAUAGAUAGAGAUAGAGAGAGAGAGAGAGAAAAAACAAAAUAAAAUAAUUGUCCUAAGCGUGAAUCUAACGACCGAUCUUGAGACCAAGCAAUGCACUUUUUUUUCCGUUAGUAUGUCAUCGGUCGUUGGAUCUCAACUUCUAACAACACGACACUCAACAAAUUGUUUCGUGAAAAAAAAGAGAGAGAGAGAGAGAGAG
Molecule: messenger RNA, 2482 nt
Organism: Vespa mandarinia (Asian giant hornet)
Lineage: Eukaryota; Metazoa; Arthropoda; Insecta; Hymenoptera; Vespidae
Source: RefSeq, a predicted model, not a curated record